GUCAUCAGCACGCGCCUGCUGUCUUGCUCGCGCCAUUCCUACAAGCGUGUGUAUCCAUCUCCCAUUACAUUACCAUUGUCAGAGCUUUAGCAGCCUGUGGUACAAGCACAUACUCUGUUUUUCUACUGUCAUUCUUUUAGAUAUAUCCAACUAUGGAUAUGGAUGGUGCCAGUUCAGUGGUGCUGCAGGCCUUAACCCAAGCUACCAGUCAGGACACAUCUGUGCUGAAGCCUGCGGAGGAACAGCUCCGACAGUGGGAGACCCAGCCAGGCUUCUACUCUGUCCUUCUGAAUAUCUUCAAUAACCACAUGCUGGAUGUGAACGUCAGGUGGCUGGCUGUGCUGUACUUCAAAAAUGGCAUUGACAGAUACUGGAGGAGAGUAGCGCCCCAUGCAUUAUCAGAAGAGGAGAAAACGUCAUUGCGUGCUGGUCUCAUCACAAACUUCAAUGAGCCUGUCAAUCAGAUAGCGACGCAGAUUGCAGUACUGAUAGCCAAGGUGGCCCGUCUGGACUGCCCCAGGCAAUGGCCAGAGCUCAUCCCCAUUCUGCUCGAGUCUGUGAAGGGUCAGGAUGGCUUGCAGCAGCACAGAGCGCUGCUAACCUUCUAUCAUGUCACCAAAACCCUAGCGUCCAAGCGUCUGGCGCAGGACAGACGGCUUUUCCAGGAUCUGGCGUCGGGUAUCUACAGCUUUGCAUGCUCCCUGUGGAGUCAUCACACCGACUGCUUCCUCCAGCAGAUCUACGCCAGAGAUGAGGCAACAGCGCUCAGCUCACUGGAGAGGACGCUGCUCUCCCUUAAAGUGCUUCGCAAGUUGACAGUCCAUGGAUUCCAAGAGCCACAGCAGAAUAUGGAAGUGAUGGGUUUCCUGAAUGCAGUGUUUGAAAGGCUAAAACAGUUCUUGGAGUGCUGUCGGCAGGUUGGUCCAGACAGCACAUGCAGAGAAAAGCUGGAGAAGACGAUCAUACUGUACACUAAAGUUUUGUUAGAUUUCCUGGAGUACCAUCCAUGUGCAUUUAUACCCCUAAUCCAGCGAUCCCUGGAAUUUGCCGUCAGCUACGUGUUCACACCUGCGGGGGAGGGAGUGACCUUUGAGCGCUUCAUUGUUCAGUGCAUGAACCUCAUCAAGAUGAUUGUAAAGAACGACGCCUACAAACCUGCCAAAAACAUUGAUGACAGUAAACCAGAGAGUCUGGAGGCUCACAAGAUCAAGACAGCAUUCUUCACACACCCAACACUGACGGAGAUUGGGCGCCGGCUCGUCUCACACUACUUCCUUCUCACAGAGGAAGAGCUGGCAAUGUGGGAAGAGGACCCUGAGAGCUUUGCUGUUGAAGAAACAGGUGGUGACUCUUGGAAAUACAGUCUGCGGCCUUGUACAGAAGUAUUGUUCUUGGACAUCUUCCACAACUACAGCCAGACACUGACACCGGUGCUGCUGGAUAUGGUUCAGAAUCUCCAAGGCCCAACCAAUGUGGAAGACCCGGUUCAGUUGCUACUGAAGGAUGCAGUAUACAAUGCAGUGGGACUGGCAGCCUAUGAGCUGUUUGACAACGUGGACUUUGACCAGUGGUUCAAGAAUCAGCUUCUUGGAGAGCUGCAAGUCAGCCAUCACAGGUACAAGUUGAUUCGCCGACGAGUCAUUUGGCUAAUAGGACAGUGGAUCUCUGUCAAGUUCAAAUCUGACCUUCGACCUUUACUGUACGAGGUCAUUCUGAGCCUCAUGCAGGAUCCUGAUUUAGUGGUGCGGAUUGAGACAGCUACAACCCUGAAGCUCACUGUUGAUGACUUCGAGUUCCGGACAGAGCAGUUUCUUCCAUACCUCGAGUCUAUCUUCGGGCUUCUCUUCCAGUUGUUGCAGCAGGUGACGGAGUGUGACACUAAAAUGCAGGUGCUCCAUGUCAUCUCCUGUGUCAUCGAAAGAGUCAACAUCCAGAUCCGACCGUACGUAGGCUGUCUGGUUCAGUACCUGCCCCUGCUCUGGAAGCAAUCUGAAGAACACAACAUGCUUCGAUGUGCCAUACUCACUACUCUCAUCCACCUAGUCCAGGGCCUGGGGGCAGAGAGUAAGAACCUGUACCCUUUCCUUCUUCCUGUCAUCCAGCUGAGCACCGAUGUUUCCCAGCCGCCACAUGUGUAUUUACUGGAGGAUGGGCUGGAGCUUUGGUUGGUGACUUUGGAGAACAGCCCAGCCAUCACCCCGGAGCUGCUCAGAAUUUUCCAGAACAUGUCCUCUUUGCUGGAGUUGAGCUCCGAGAACCUGCGCACCUGCUUUCAGAUCGUUAAUGCCUACUUAUACUUGUCUGCCACAGAGUUCCUGCAGAACUAUGCAGAAUCAUUGUGUCGAUUCUUCUGUGAUCUGCUGAAAGACAUCACAAAUGAGGGACAGGUCCAAGUGCUCAAGGUGGUAGAGAUAGCUUUAAAGGUUAGCCCCAUGCUGGGAGCCCACAUGUUCCAGCCCCUGCUGCCAGCUGUCUUCAGAGGUAUUGUGGAUGGUGAGAGAUAUCCCGUGGUGAUGUCGACCUACCUAGGCAUCAUGGGCCGCGUCUUGCUCCAAAACUCUAGUUUCUUCUCCUCUCUGCUCACUCAAAUGGCAUCUGAGUCCAGCCAGAAGAUGGACCAAUUGUUGGGCAGUGUGAUAGAGAUGUGGGUCGACCGCAUGGACAACAUCACUCAGCCUGAGAGGAGGAAGCUGUCGUCGCUGGCUCUGCUGUCCCUCCUACCAUCUGACAACAGUGUGAUCCAAGACAAAUUCUGUGGAAUCAUCAACAUCUCCGUUGAGGCGCUGCAUGAUGUAAUGACAGAAGAUCCAGAAACAGGCACCUUCAAAGACUGCAUGCUGAUGAGCCAUUUUGAGGAGCCCAAGCUGAGUGACGAUGAAGAGCCACCAACUGAACAGGACAAGAGGAAGAAACUGUUGGCCCUGGAGGACCCGGUGCACAGCGUCUCUCUCCAGCAGUUUGUCUAUGAGAAGCUGAAGGCACAGCAGGCCCUGAUGGGGGACCAAGGUUUCGGGGUCCUGAUGGAGACGGUGGACACAGAGCUCGUCAGGCAGCUCCAGGAGUUCCUCCAAGGCCUGUGAAUCACAUCUACAAACCUUCACUACCUUACACAAACAUCUUUGCCCAAUGCUACCCUCUACCCCUCGUUUUUGAAAAUGUACUGGGAAGGCUAACAACCUGCCCCAACGUGUGGACUCCUAAUCCAAACCUUCCCAACCUCUACCCAUCAUAUGCCUUAUCUAUAUUCAGACCUAGCCUUGUUGACUAUCUUCAGCUAUACCACCCCUUGUCCCUUUCUCUAUUAUUUGGGUUCCUUUUUAUCAAGAUGGCGUCUGAGGGUUAAGUUUCUUCUUUCUGUGGUUUUAACGUGGAAUGGGUAGGAAAUUGGACAGAUGGUAUAAAAGUUGGGAGAGCGUAUAUAGGAAAAAUCACCUGCAGGUGCCAGAGCGGGAGCCUCAGACUAUUUUCUACAGAAAAACAUACAGACUGUAGCAGAAAUGUUGAUAAACUGUACCUAAAGGACCUAAAGCAGUGUUUACAGACUCUAUUCUUAAAAAGAGAAAAAAAAGAAAUGUAAUUUUGUAUGUAUGUAAGUAUGGAUGAUAUUCUGCAUGACAAUAUUUUACUUUUUAGUUUGUUUUUACUUUGUGUUAAUUUCUCUUACAUUUUUAAAAAGGAUAAGUUUGUCAUAACCAGAGGUCAAGUUGAAGUAACUACUGAGUGAACUCGAAGGUGUUUUUCUUUCUUUUUGAGUUAGUUUAGAAGGAAUUUUUCUUGAUUGUAAAAUGGACGAUUUAUUUUGAUUUGUAUGCGUUCUGAACCACAUUUAUAUGUAUAUACAUACUGCUGCUAAUUGAUGGUGUGUUGGAGCACUUUAAUAACCAAAAACUGUUUCACAUGUCGUCUUUUUCUCAAUGGUACAUUUUCUCACAUCAUUAGACUUUAACACUUUCCUGGUUAAAUAAAAAAAAAACCACAGUGGUAGAAGGCCUUGGAGCAGUGUGGCAGGAUUGUGCAAAUUAGGUUUUAGUUGCAUUAAGACUCUCAUCUUGAAAUUUUUCCGUAUUUAAUGUGUCAGUGCUAACUUGUAGAAAAUACUGACUGCAAAAGUAACAUGCCAUUAAAUUGUGUCUUUAUUUUUUCAUUUGAAAGAAUUUAAUGAAUUCUGACCAAUGUGGCAGAAGUCACAUUGUUAGCCACUGUGACUUUCUGAGUCAAAAUACAUUGUGUUGCUGUCAUGCUGCCCUUUCAUUUUUUCUGGUUUGGCCAGUCGUUAAUGGCUUUUUAGUGGUAGAGAUGAUGCUUUGAUAUAUUUGAUUUGACAGAGGAACCAGUUUUUCCAGUAAGAAUUGAUUAUUUGGAAGUUUAGCAGACCUAAUACAUAAAAAAUAAUACAUGACUGUAUAUUGGCACUAAAGUUCCAUAAUAGUUGAAUGAAUACAUUUAAACUACUGGCAUGUGGACCUGUUUCCCACCGAAUCUGGAAACGGUGUCUAGAAGUAUAUCUGUUGUUUGUUGCCAUUUGAAACUCGUAUAGAGUCAUCUGGCUCACGCUGCCUUUAUAAUCUAUUCUUCUGGAAUUUAUGGAUUAAUAUGGUUUUAUUUGCUCUGAUUAUCUCUGUGGAGAUAAUCCUGACACUAGCUCCAUUGAUACUGUGAUAGAGUUGAGUAGCGUUCAGAAUUACGGCCUUAUGCUUCCAGCCUUACCUAUCCUUGAAACUCAAAAGACCUUUCUUACUAUUAUGUUAAUUUCUUAACUAGUUUAACAGUGGAGGAUUUCUGAACUCAUAUUCUGUUAAUGAUGGUAAUUAUGAAGUUUAGAACUCGCAGUAGAGAUGUUUUUGGGUUAUAAAUUUGGUUAUGUUUUGAUGGGAAAUAAUCCUUGUUGCUUUUUCCAAAGCCAUCAAUAAAAUGCAGUAAUCAGCCAAAA
Micropterus dolomieu (smallmouth bass) is the source of this 4930-nucleotide messenger RNA. It is a transcript of the gene ipo11, whose product is annotated as importin 11. Gene Ontology annotation, cellular component: cytosol; nuclear envelope. The coding region runs from base 153 to 3080 and encodes 975 amino acids. Lineage: Eukaryota; Metazoa; Chordata; Actinopteri; Centrarchiformes; Centrarchidae. Gene Ontology annotation, molecular function: small GTPase binding. Gene Ontology annotation, biological process: protein import into nucleus. The transcript has 30 exons. The record is from RefSeq and is a predicted model, not a curated record.